AUGUCCAUCCCGAAACCCCCCAACAACGCGCAACGCCAGCGCCUCGCCGCCGAAACCCUCUCUCUAACAGAGUACGUCAUCAAAGCAACAACGGGCGCCUCGCAAGCCUCCCGCGCCCACCCUCACCUCCUCCCAUCCAUCAAACCCAUCUCCAACAGCGCAGCCCGGAGACCACUGCUUAGCGUCACAAGCCAGGACAGCUUCACCGCCGCGCGGGACAUCCUGCAGCGCACAGCCGGCAGAGCCAGGGUGGGUGUUCUCAAUAUGGCGAGCGAGCGGAAUCCUGGCGGAGGGUGGUUGAACGGGGCGCUGGCGCAGGAGGAGGCGCUCUGUCUGCGGAGUACGUUGGCGGCGACGCUUGACCGCAAGUUCUACCCGCUGCCGGUGUAUGGGGCUGUGUGGUCGCCAGCUGUGGUGGUCUUCCGAGAUGAGGUUGCGAGUGGGUGUCGGCUGUACCGGGACGAGGAGAAGUUUCUUGUUGGCGUGGUGAGUUUGGCGGCGUUGAGGAGGCCGGCGUUGACGGCUGAUGGGAGGCAUUUUGCCAAUUCGAAUGAUGUGUUGGUUUUGAAGAACAAGAUGCGCCAGGUCUUCCGGGUUCUUGCUGAGAAUGGAAUCUCGCACUGUGUGCUUGGGGCGAUGGGCUGUGGGGCGUUCAGGAAUCCGCCGUAUGAGGUUGCCAGGAUUUACAAGGAGGUUUUGCAGGAGACGGAGUGGGAUGGAGUGUUUGAAGAGAUUGUCUUUGCGGUGCUGGAUACGAAGGGGGAGUCCAACUAUACCAUAUUCAAGAAUGUCCUGCUGUCUCAGGGUGGUAGAUGA
Aspergillus udagawae is the source of this 816-nucleotide messenger RNA. RefSeq lists its product as uncharacterized. NCBI's taxonomy places the organism in Eukaryota, Fungi, Ascomycota, Eurotiomycetes, Eurotiales, Aspergillaceae. The coding region runs from base 1 to 816 and encodes 271 amino acids. The transcript has 2 exons. The record is from RefSeq and is a predicted model, not a curated record.